This is a messenger RNA of Paraphaeosphaeria sporulosa, 885 nucleotides long. RefSeq names its product DUF1749-domain-containing protein. NCBI's taxonomy places the organism in Eukaryota, Fungi, Ascomycota, Dothideomycetes, Pleosporales, Didymosphaeriaceae. The transcript has 2 exons. The record is from RefSeq and is a predicted model, not a curated record. Bases 1 to 885 code for a protein of 294 amino acids.
AUGGCUUCCGCUGCUUCUUUCCCUGCCGUGGUACAUCGCGUUCCCUCAGAGACGCCGAAUCUUCUCGCCUACGAGAGGGCAAUCCAGACGCAGAAGAAUGCACUAGUAUUCAUUGGAGGCCUUACAGAAGGCCCCCAUACCAAUCGCGCGCUCGAUGCGAUUGUAUGCAAGCUGAAAGGUUCUACAUUCAGUGUUUGGGAGCUGCGUAUGCGAAGCUCCUACACUGGGUUCGGAUAUUCCAGUCUCUCCAACGAUGUUCAAGAUAUAUCUGCUCUGGUCGCAUACCUCCGUACACUUGGCAAGGAGAGGAUUGUCCUUUGCGGAGCGUCUACAGGGUGCCAAGAUUGCUUAGAGUACACAGAUCACAAAAAGUAUAAGAGCGCUCCUGUAGACGGCUACAUCCUUCUGAGCCCGGUCUCGGAUAGACAGACUGCAGGUCUUCUGAUGUCCCCAGAAGAGUUGGGAAAAAGCAACCAACACGCCCAGGAGAUGAUCGCAGAGGGUAAGGAGAACGAUGCUAUGCCGAGUGCCCUGCUUCCAUUCAUCUUCACAUCUCCAAUUACGGCAUAUCGAUGGAACUCGCUCGCAGCCAAGGGUGGCGAUGACGACUAUUUCUCGGUGGACCUAGACGAGGCUACCAUUAACGCCAAAUUUGGUCGAGUUGACAGGUCUAUAAUUUUGCUUCCUGGGGAAGAAGACGAACUUGUUCCACCUUCCGUGAACAAAAAAGAAUUGUUGGACCGCUGGGUCCAGGCUUGUCCUGAGGGUACUGUGAGCGAGCUGUCGGGUCUUGUCCCUGAGGCAGACCACGAGAUUUCAAAGCCGGAGGCACAAGAAAAAGUCUGUGAUUUGAUCCAGGGAUUCCUCGAUGCGCUCCUGAAGUAG